CUCUUUCUUGGGACAAGAAACCGUUCCCUCUUUCCACAAAAGAAAAAAAAAAACCCUAAAUGCAGAAAAUGAAAAAGAAAAAGAAAAAACUCCUUAAAUGCAGAAGACGUGUGAAAGGGUGAAAGCCAAGCCCCAUUGAAUGCCCACUUUUAUGUAUAGGAAGCGGUGUCCUUUGUCUACGCAGGUCAUUCAUUUGUACAGCCUCGAGCUUUGACCAUUUGGCAGGCCGAGCAAAUACAAAGGAGUUAAGAAGAGACAGGAACGUACAAGUUUAGUUUCUGCGUGUCAGUGUGUGUAUUUAAGUAGUGGAAGUUUAUUGUUGAGGCUUUGUGUGGGUGUGAGACUUGCCUUGCCUCUUGCUCUCUACUCUGUACUAUCUUUUUCUUCUUCUCUUUCGAGUGUGGAUCUUGGGAAGGAUGAGUUAUUUGGGCGUGGGUGUUAGUCCCGGGAAUGUUCCAGUGUAUCAUGCCACAAAUGUGAAGCUAGUGGAUAGGAGCGUGCGGGUGGCAGAGCUGGUGUUGAGGUGUGUGAUUUGUGCUUUAGGAGUUCUUGCAGCUGUUCUUGUGGGGACUGACACCCAGGUCAAAGAGAUCUUCUCAGUUCAGAAGAAAGCUCGAUUUACAGACAUGAAAGCUCUUGUGUUUUUGGUGGUAGCCAAUGGGAUAGCUGCUGCCUACUCUUUGCUGCAGGUGCUGCGAUGUGUUGUGAGCAUGGUUAGAGGAAAUUUGCUUUUCAGCAAGCCCUUAGCCUGGGCCAUCUUCUCUGGUGAUCAGGUAAUGGCAUAUGUGACCCUGGCCGCAGUGGCUGCCGCGGCACAAUCAGCGGUGUUUGCAAAGUUGGGGCAGCCAGAAGUGCAGUGGAUGAAGAUAUGCAAUAUGUAUGGGAAGUUCUGUAACCAAGUUGGAGAGGGAAUAGCGAGUGCAGUAUUUGUUAGCCUUAGCAUGGUGGUACUGUCUUGCAUGUCUGCUUUCAGUCUCUUCCGCCUGUAUGGUGGGAACAAAGCCAAGAGCUGCGCAAGGUGGUAGGCGUUUUAAGACCUCUCUGUUGUAACUAAUUGACCGACCUCUCUGCUCUCUGCACUCUGCCCUCGGCUCUUGAGCUCAUGGGUUUUGUAAUUUCUAAGUGUUCUAUGUAUGAUGAUGAUUAAAAAGUGAGCCUUGUGAUA
Molecule: messenger RNA, 1165 nt
Organism: Alnus glutinosa
Lineage: Eukaryota; Viridiplantae; Streptophyta; Magnoliopsida; Fagales; Betulaceae
Product: CASP-like protein 2B1
Exons: 3
Coding region: 417-1025 (202 amino acids)
Source: RefSeq, a predicted model, not a curated record